UUAGAGGGUGUUAGAAGAUAUCCUUACACAUCCUUUGGCUCUACUCACAGACUUUUGGGGCCAGUUUCUACUGCAAUGAUGUUCACAGCAGAGCAGAUUGCAUGCGUGUGCGAGGUCCUUCUGCAGAGCAGUUGCAUGGAUCGCCUUGCUGGCUUUCUUCAUACUCUUCCUCCUCCUCCCAACUCCUCCUCCUCCUUCUGCCCCGGGGAGCUGGAGAGUGUGCUGAAAGCUAAAGCCGCAGUGGCGUUUCACCAGGGCCGCUUUACUGACCUCUACACCCUGCUUGAGGGCUUCCCCUUUUCCCCACGCAGCUACCCGCUCCUGCAGCAGCUCUGGCUCAGAGCCCACUACAUGGAGGCCGAAAGGCUGAGGGGCCGACCCCUGGGAGCUGUGGGGAAGUAUCGCGUCAGGAGGAAGUUCCCUCUUCCACACACCAUCUGGGAUGGAGAGGAGACCAGCUACUGUUUUAAGGAGAAAUCACGUGGUAUACUUCGUGAGUGCUACCGCCAUAAACCCUAUCCCUCUACCCGGGAGAAACGCGAGCUGGCUGCGGCCACCGGCCUGACAACCACCCAGGUCAGCAACUGGUUCAAGAACCGCAGGCAGAGGGACAGGACCCCGGACCUGCACAGUUUCCAAAUAUCUUGCUCUGGAGGAACCUUAGGAGAGGUCGACCCUCUCUCUGAUAACGACUGUUCCCCUCCAGGGAGCCCGGAUCCCCUACUCCAUCACCCCCCUCCUCCUCCUCCCCUCUUUCACCCACCACCUCCUCUACGUCACAUAUGUGGAGGCCUCCACUGAGUCUGAGCAUCCACUGAUUAAUUUGUGAAUUUUAUCAUUUUUGAAAAACAAAAAGCUUUUGCUUCUACUGAAAUUUAAAUUCAAUUUUCUGGUGUCCAUAAAACAACUACUUGGCAAGUAAAGUUUGUUACCAAAACAUGA
Messenger RNA from Eleginops maclovinus (Patagonian blennie), 942 nucleotides. It is a transcript of the gene six9, whose product is annotated as SIX homeobox 9. NCBI's taxonomy places the organism in Eukaryota, Metazoa, Chordata, Actinopteri, Perciformes, Eleginopidae. Gene Ontology annotation, molecular function: RNA polymerase II cis-regulatory region sequence-specific DNA binding; DNA-binding transcription factor activity, RNA polymerase II-specific. The transcript is spliced from 3 exons. The coding region runs from base 76 to 801 and encodes 241 amino acids. The record is from RefSeq and is a predicted model, not a curated record. Gene Ontology annotation, biological process: regulation of transcription by RNA polymerase II; regulation of skeletal muscle cell proliferation; skeletal muscle fiber development. Gene Ontology annotation, cellular component: nucleus; transcription regulator complex.